Messenger RNA from Ilex paraguariensis (yerba mate), 776 nucleotides. The record is from the annotation of a GenBank genome assembly. NCBI's taxonomy places the organism in Eukaryota, Viridiplantae, Streptophyta, Magnoliopsida, Aquifoliales, Aquifoliaceae.
ACAAAUUUCAUCGUUGCAGAUGUUUUUUGUCUGAUGAAAUGCGUUCCGUAGCAAGCAUCAUUGGAAACAUCUUGCAAUGCGCACUGGAUUUCAAAUCAUGUCUGAUUGGUGGCACAUGGGAGGCUGGACAUAAAGGACGUUUACUGAGUAAACUUUCUCUGAUCAAUAUUCCUCAGGUCCUUGCAACAAAGGGGACAUUUGAUAAGAACCUCAAAGAAUUGUAUUUAUGUUAUCUCAAGUCACCUAGACAUGUGAAGCUCGGUCUUUCACAUUUCUGGGAUUAUCUCAAUUACAAUGAGUAUUAUUCAGAGAUCAUUGGUAAAGAAUGGGGCGGCUGUAUUUUCUCCGUUUAAAGCAUUGGGCCAUGCUAAUUAUGAUUGAUCUAUGUCAGAGGUCAGGGCAGCCACAUGGGUUGAUGGUAGGACGGUGCAUACUCGAAGUAGUUGGAGAGUUUUUCAAUAUUUGUUUGUCUAUACCACAGUACAGCUCCUUCAGAUCCAGCAGCUUUGUAGUUUUCAACAUGCUCUGCUUCUGAUGUUGUUCCAUUAUGAAGAUCCUGGUCCAUUUGAAUGGGUGAUUAUGUUUAUAUUUCAGAGGAAAUGCUGAAUUACAACUCCAUUUUUGAGUCGUGGCGAGAUGAUUGAACCAUUUGAGCUACAUGUUAUAGAUGGGAGUAUCGCAAUGUCUUGAAAUCCAUCCAUAGGGAACAAAGGAGCUAUGUUGUAAGAUAGCUUGAGUUUGGCGUUGUAUUGUUUCAUUUGAAGGCACGUAACCCG